GCGGCCCAUCUGCGAGCCGGGCUCCUGUCUGGCGCCACAGGCGACCUCCCCGCGCCCGCACUUCUCUGCCUCUCGGAGUCUGCACGUGCAUCGCCGACACCAGCAGCAGCAGCGUCUCCUCCGGCGAAGCAGAAGCCCCGCCUUGGGCAGUGGACGGGCUCUCUGCACGUGGCACCCCGAAGUCUGGACUGCGUGGGUCGGUCAUUGGACUCCCCUGCCUUGAAAAGGUGCCUUUGGGCCACCUUCUGGCGCUACCAUCCGGCUCUCUUCCGUGGACAAAGUUCUGGGCCCCCACGGCGGUGCCUUCCCCCCUGACAGAGGUUGGCGGUGCCUCUGCUGCUCUGGUGCCUGCCCUGGCGGAGGGCUCUGGGACCCCACCGUGGCUAUGGCUUCGCAGGGGCUCCUUGCCCUGUGCCUGCUGACGGUGGCUGGGCUUGGGGCCGCCAGCCCGCCUCCCAACGUUGUCCUUGUGUUUGCUGACGACCUGGGCUUUGGGGACCUCGCCAGCUAUGGGCAUCCCACCUCCGCCACGCCCAACCUGGACAAGAUGGCGGCCAGUGGCCUGCGCUUCACGGACUUCUACAGCAGCAGCCCCGUCUGCAGCCCCUCCCGGGCCGCCCUGCUGACAGGACGCUACCAGACCCGCUCUGGCGUCUACCCGGGCGUGUUCUACCCCGGCUCCCGGGGAGGCCUCCCACUGGCCGAGGUGACCCUGGCAGAGCUGCUGAAGGGGCGGGGCUAUGCCACGGCCAUCGUGGGCAAGUGGCACUUGGGACUAGGGCCUCAUGGGACGUUCCUGCCCACGCACCAGGGCUUCGACCACUUCUUGGGCGUGCCCUACUCGCAUGACCAGGGCCCCUGCCAGAACCUCACCUGCUUCCCUCCCGACACACGGUGCUUUGGGAUCUGUGACCAGGGCGUGGUCCCCGUCCCCCUGCUCUGGAACCAGAGCAUCCUGGAGCAGCCGGUCUCCUUCCCCCACCUGGUGCCCCGCUACAACGCCUUUGCCCGGGACUUCAUAGCCGACUGCGCACGGCGGGGCCAGCCUUUCUUCCUCUAUUAUGCCUCCCACCACACCCACUACCCCCAGUUUGCGAGCCAGGAGUACACAGGCCAGUCACCCAGGGGGCCCUUUGGAGACGCCCUCCUGGAGUUUGACGGAUCUGUGGGGCGCCUCUUGCAGGCCCUGCACGACAGCGGAGUAGACCAGAACACGCUGGUGUUCUUCACUUCUGACAACGGCCCCUCGACCAUGCGCAUGUCCCGGGGGGGCAGCUCUGGCCUCCUCAAGUGCGGCAAAGGGACCACCUAUGAAGGGGGGAUGAGGGAGCCCGCCGUGGCCUACUGGCCUGGCCGCAUUGCCCCAGGCGUGACCCAUGAGCUGGCCAGCACUCUGGACCUCUUCCCUACCCUGGCGGCUGUGGCAGGGGUGCCUCUCCCCAACAUCACGCUGGACGGCUACGACCUCAGCCCGGUCCUCUUUGGGAAUGGAAAGAGUCCUCGCCAGACCAUGUUCUACUACCCGCCAGCCGCCAGCCAGCUGCUGGGCGCCUUUGCAGUCCGCUACGGCAAGUACAAGGCCCACUUCUUCACGCAAGGCGCCUUCCUCAGUGGCACGACCCCCGACCAGGACUGCCACGGACUGACCCCGCUGAAGGCCCACGAGCCCCCGCUGCUCUUUGACCUGGAGGUGGACCCUGCUGAGAACUACAACCUCCUCCGGGGGGCUGCUGUGAAGCCGGAGGUUCUGGCCGCCCUCAAGGAGGUCUGUCUGCAGAAGGCGCGUUUUGACCAGCAGAUGGUCUUUGGGGAGAGCCAGCUGGCACAGGGCAGCGACCCCUCGCUGCAACCCUGCUGCGCUCCCCAGUGCAGCCCCAAACCUUCCUGCUGCAGGUGCCCGUCUGCCUCUUAGCCCCCGCGGCCUCCCCAGCCUCCCUUCCUCCCUCCCUCCCGCUGCCUGCACAUGCCGGUGAGCUGCUGCUGCUUCCACUAACAGACGCCUCUCAAGCCCUGGUUUUUCUCAUGGGGAAUUGACCGGCCGCCUGUUUGAGGCGAUCAAGCCGCUCGAAGGAGAGGGCCGCCCCUUCUGCUCGUGAAACCUCCGCUUGCGCGCUCCGUGCAGAAGGCGCCAGUCUGCCGAUUACGCUGCUUCCUCCGGUGCCGGUCCUGAUGCGGCCGUGCUCAUAGGCCUGAUGCCAGCAGGAAGCCCUGAAGGAAAGGACCAGCCUUCGCCCCAGGAGGCCGUGCCUGUGCAACGCAUCCGCCCUGCAAAAUGCAGCAGGCUGCAAGGCCCUGUGUGUGUGUGUGUGUGUGUGUUGGUGGGGGGCAGCUGGUGUGUGGGCUCUGGGGCAAAGAAGACACGCACCACUCCCCUGCAGCUCUUCACGGCCAGAGGCGGCUCUCCCCGGAGCACCUCGGACCUGGCCCUGCAGAGGGAAGGGCUCCUCCACCCCACCCACCCCACCGUCCAGGCAGGCAGGCAUUGCUCAGGGUUCCUUUCCACACGCCCUCUCCCUCCCCAUGUGUGGCCUGAAGUCUCCAGCACGGUGCGUGAGGCGCUGCUAGCGAACGUUGCCCUUGUCCACCCUGUGAAGACUUCUCUUUCCAGAAUGUUUACAGGCGACUCUAACAACUGACCUGCUGGCUUGGAGCAGAGUUGUCCUCCAGACCCGACUCCCGCUUUCCCUCAGGGGCCAGCCUGCUGCUUCUGGCAGGGCACGGAGGCCGCAACCCUCUCCUCUGUCCCCAGCCCCGGGAGGUCCACUUCUGCCGUGGCUGCCCUCCAUGAAUGUCUCGAAUCGAUGGGUGAUGCACGUGUCCAGCACGGUGUCUUCCUGCAGCACACUGCAUGCAUUCUGCACUGCCGAAACGAUUUCCAUUUUCUGUCCUGCCAGCCAGCCAGCCAGCCAGCUCCGUUGGGUAACUCCAAGUACGAGAGGAAGGGACGUCAUCUGUGUCCUCUCUCUAAGUCAGGAUUCCCAAACUCUGAGUCCCCAGAGGUGGUUAGACUACGACUGCCAUCAUCCCCAGCCACAAUGGAAGGGCCUUGUGGCUGUGGAUGAUGGGUGUCAUAGUCCAACACCACCUGGGGCCCCAGAGUUGGUUUUUUCACUGACCUCGAAGAUCUCUCUUCCAGGUGGCAAAUGCCAGCUCAGACUGCGGCAUUUGAGGUGUGGAAAUGGGGGUUAAAGAAACAAAAAGUCCCAGUGCAUGUCACGUGGCAUUUAGUUAUGGUAGCUGACAUCUAGACGGAGCUAUUCAGCAGUUUUACUCUGGAGGUCUUCCUCCAUUAGUGUCUCUUGAUGUGCCAGCAGCCUCAGUUAACUGAGGCUGAAGUUAAGGCCAUGCCUUAUUCUGGCCAGAUAUAAAGUUCUCCAUUACAUUUGGAGGCCUUUCCAGAUGGGCAUCCCAUGAACAAGGCCAAAGUAUUUGCAGCUUGUGUGUCUGUCUGUGUGCAUAAAAGGGCUCAAGGGAAGCCCUGCACAAUCCGUUCAAUGGGGCCUGUGCUGCCUCUCUCUGCUUCGGAGAUGAGAGCAGGCGCUGGUCUUCCGGUAUGAUGCAACGUGAUCUUGCCACCUCUUUGCUGCCGGCCUCUAAGCCUGAGAAAGGCUGCUGGGUGACUCUGAAGUGUGCUUCCUCCUCGGGGGGGGCGGCGGGAUAGCUGUUCCUAAUAAAAGGUGCCACCAGACGUGCUGUGUCUUCCUGGUUCUGUGCGGUGAGUUCCUUGAUUCUGGUGGCUCUUUGCACCUGGAGACGCAGCCGCCUUCACACCCACACCUGCAACUGGCAACUGGGGCAUGGUUCACCCUGAAGCCACAGGGCGGAAUUGCUUACUUGCACCCCCCCUUCACUUCCCACACGUAUGCUGUGGAAACUUGGGCCAGUGUCCACACCACAACUCCUGCACUUCUGCUCUGGUGCUGCAGAUCAGAACUGCUUCCAGGAGAAAGCGCAUGAGCCGUGGCUGGUCUCCUUUGGCCCAGGGCCUUGGGCAGUGCAGGCUGGUUUCUGGCAGCAGUGGGAACAAAGUGAAGUAGCACACCCCACUGGCCAAAUCAGACCGGGGGCAGCAGCAGAUUCCAAGCAGGCUCGGCAGGGGGUCUUCUGGAAAUGCCAAGUACUCAGAUUUAACCUUGAACACUGAAUGUGGUGAAUAUGGAGAAGCGCUUCUGCUUCAAGGGAGGUUUAGGGGGGUUCCUUAUGCAUCCUGACUUUGCCCUUGUGGCGAUAUCGAGAGACUACUGAACAUGCUAGUUUACAUUGUGACCUCUACAAGAAUGAUUGAUCAACACUUAUUUUGCCUUAUCCUGUGAUGUUUCCUGGUUAUCCAGAUGAGUCUCACUUAAAAACUUCAUUGUCAAAUUUUAAUUAUAAAUAUUCCAAUACAGUGGCUAAA
Molecule: messenger RNA, 4396 nt
Organism: Hemicordylus capensis (graceful crag lizard)
Lineage: Eukaryota; Metazoa; Chordata; Lepidosauria; Squamata; Cordylidae
Gene: ARSA
Product: arylsulfatase A
Exons: 9
Coding region: 386-1912 (508 amino acids)
Molecular function (GO): arylsulfatase activity
Source: RefSeq, a predicted model, not a curated record